AUGGACAGUGAGGAAGAAAGCUUGCCUAAAAGGCGAAGGUUUGGAGGCCAAAGGCAAAGAUUACACAGAGCUGCUGCCCAAGAAGUGAACAAGGACCAGCCAGCAAACCAUUCAGCAUUGGCAACAGCUUUGCAGGAAUUGUUUUGCAUUGGAACCUUGAGUGGACAAGAGGUUCAGCACCUGGCCAGCCAAGCUGCCCUUGAUUUGGAGAGAGCAAAGCCUUCUUCUACACCCAAGCCUUUGGAGACCCUUCAGAAGUUGGGACCAGAAGGUGUGCACAGCAACAAUGUCCACAGGGACAUGAUGAAACUGUUGUCAGCACAGUGCUUUGUGCCUGAAGCUAAGCUGUGCCAAAUUCCAUUUACAAAGGAUGGUGCAAAACACUUCCAGAGCGUCCUCUUGCCACAUGAAAUAUUUGCCUGGCUUUUUGAAAAGCACAAUGACAGAUGGCAACAAAUGUUUAUGCCAGGUGGGCAAAAGCAAGUGGACACUUUUUGGAAGCAAUGCAAGCUGCAUCCUUCAAUGGCAGGAAACCAAGCAGUGCUAUCCAGAAACCUGAGAAAAUCAUUGCCAGUUGCCUUGCAUGGCGAUGGUGUGCCAACUGUGGGGAUUGGCAAGUGCUGGGGGAAGCUGAUGGAAUGUUACAAUUGGCAUGGCUGUUUGGCAACAGGUGGCACUAGAGCUUGUCAUAUGCUGAUCUGGACUGCUUACCAGAAGUUUUUCAAACCUGGAGAUGGUGGUACAUUGGAUGCUGUCUUCAAGAUCAUUGCCUGGAGCUUCAAAACUUUAUUUUAUGGUGUUUGGCCAGCUGCAGACUGGAACAAUGCAAUGUAUCCACCUGAUUCUAUCCUGGGGCAGAAGGCAUUGGGCAUCAGGGAUUGCUUCUAUGAUCUGAGCAAGAUCAGCAUGUUCCUCAAGAAGAACACCUGCAAAUUGAAAGGCAAGGCUGCUCAAGUCAAGGGCUUGGUGUUGCCUUUGGCCCAUGUGUGGGAAAUACACUACAACCCACAUUGUGCGACCCAUCGCAAGAUCAGAGCCAUGCUGCUGGCCAAUUGCACCAUGGAGGAGCUCAUGGCAAAGAACAAGCAUGAGCUGUCCUUUUCAAGGGCAGAUGCUUUGGAGUUGAAGAACAACUGCUAUAUCAUGUCACAUCUCAUGUGGGACCUCUCCCAGCAUUUUGCUUCAGAGGAUGAGGUGAGACUUCCCAACAUGUUCAUUUGCACUUCCAAAUUGCACAUGCUCAUUCACAUUUGUGAGUAUGCUCAUGCCAUAUCACCAAGAGUGGUAUGGUGUUAUUCAGCUGAGAACUACAUGGGCAUCACUCGCAAGAUCUGCAGGAACUGCUCAAAGGGCACCCCUCCCUUGCAGGCUGGUCAGAAACUCUUGGAGCAUUGGAGAAUGUCCUUUGCCCUGGAUCUGGCAGAUGGCAAAAAGCAUUUGUUUGCGCUCAAGUAUGAUUCUUGUUGCAGUGCUUAG
Durusdinium trenchii is the source of this 1476-nucleotide messenger RNA. NCBI's taxonomy places the organism in Eukaryota, Dinophyceae, Suessiales, Symbiodiniaceae. The record is from the annotation of a GenBank genome assembly.